This is a messenger RNA of Punica granatum (pomegranate), 1788 nucleotides long. The record is from RefSeq and is a predicted model, not a curated record. NCBI's taxonomy places the organism in Eukaryota, Viridiplantae, Streptophyta, Magnoliopsida, Myrtales, Lythraceae.
CUUCCUGUUGCUAUCUUCUUCUUGUUCCUUCCCUUUCUCUGGUCCUCCUCGACCACCAUCAUUUCUGGGAAGAUUGUCCAUGUCUGCAUCUCGUCCCGGAAACUAAACAACCUCUACUGCCUCUCCACUGGCGCCCAGUCUCAGCCCAGCUUCGAGCUCCAGGAAUUUCCAGUUUUCAGGAACAUCUCAAGAGUCUUGAGCAAUGAUGAAGAUAUUUUAAAAGAGACUGCCCGGGAAAGUUCAGUUCCAGUUAUGACUUCCUCCGGAGUCCAGAGCAUUGACCACAAUAGCUUGAAAACAAUCUCCAGUGUUGUUCAAGAAAACCCAGUCCCAGUCCCAGUUCCAGUUCUGGUUUCGGUUACUAAGAGUUCUUCUGAAAUUGAGCUGGAGGAGGAGACUGCAGAUGCUAUGAAGGCCGUUAAGGAGCAAUUAGAAGUGCAUAGAUCAUGGGUUUCAUCACAUUCUCGAAAUAAUAUGAAGUGUGAUGGCAGGGGGAUUUAUGUGUAUGAUUUGCCGUCGAAGUUCAACAAGGACCUCAUGGGUCAAUGCAGUGACAUGAUUCCCUGGAUUAAUCUCUGCAAGCAUUUCCAGAACAACGCAAUGGGCGAGCCGAUCCCAAAGCUUGGGGAUCAUUGGUACGGCACCCACAGAUCUCUGGAGCCGAUCUUUCAUUCCAGGAUCCUAAAGCAUCCUUGCAGGGUUUACAAUGAGAAUGAAGCCAAGCUCUUCUAUGUUCCCUUCUAUGGAGGUCUAGAUAUCCUGAGAUGGCAUUUCAAGAAUGUCUCCACUGAAUUAAAAGACAGCCUGUCUCUGGAACUGAUAAAGUGGCUCGAGCAGCAGAAACCGUGGCCGAAAAAUUUUGGGAAGGAUCAUGUCUUUGUACUGGGCAAGAUCUCAUGGGAUUUCAGGAGGAAUAGCGACUCCACUUGGGGGACUAAAUUCCUGGAGCUCCCUCAGAUGCAGAACCCGAUGAAGCUCCUGAUCGAGCGACAGCCCUGGCAUGUGAAUGACAUAGGGAUCCCACACCCGACGAGCUUCCACCCGCGAUCGGACAGUGACAUCAUUGCCUGGCAACAGAAGAUAAUUCAGUCCCCCCGCCGGAGCCUAAUCAGCUUUGCAGGUGCCGCCAGGUCAGGUGCGCCUGAGAACAUCCGUUCACUGCUCAUUAGUCAAUGCAUGGAGGCAGGAGAAGGCAAGUGCCGGUUCCUAGACUGCCGGUCAGAGAAGUGCGACAUGCCCGAGACAGUAAUCGAGACUUUCAUGGAAUCGGAGUUCUGCCUUCAGCCUCAGGGGGACAGUCCGUCAAGGAAGUCACUGUUCGAUUCCCUCGUGUCAGGAUGCAUCCCGGUCCUAUUCGACCCAUUCACAGCCUAUUACCAGUACCCCUGGCACUUGCCUGAGGAACCGGAGAAGUACUCAGUGUUCAUAGACCACAACGAGGUGAGGAAAUCGAGAGUGAAUGUGAUGGAGCGGCUCAUGAAGAUUUCGAGGCAAGAACGAGAGGACAUGAGGAGCUACAUUGCGUAUGAGCUGAUGCCCGGGUUGGUAUACGGCGACCUGAGGGCCGAGUUCAGUAAGUUUCAAGAUGCCUUUUCCAUAGCAGUGAACAAUCUUCUGGAGAGGGCAAGUAGGAUAUGAUCAUAAAUCAAAUACAAGCUUUCUUUAUUUACAUUUUCUUGUUUAUUAAUUGGUUUUGGCCGAGUGACUGCACAUAAUUACUAUCGCUUGUGAGAAAGGAGAUACCCUGUGAUGUAAGUCAGUCAAACUUGUAUUGUCUCAAUAAUUGCA